Molecule: messenger RNA, 468 nt
Organism: Capsicum annuum
Lineage: Eukaryota; Viridiplantae; Streptophyta; Magnoliopsida; Solanales; Solanaceae
Exons: 2
Coding region: 1-468 (155 amino acids)
Biological process (GO): DNA integration
Molecular function (GO): nucleic acid binding
Source: RefSeq, a predicted model, not a curated record
AUGGGCCCAUUUGUAAGCUCGUAUGGGUUGAAAUAUAUCCUAGUAGUUGUAUACUAUGUAUCAAAAUGGGUAGAAGCGGUGGCAUUGGCUGACAAUGAAGGAAAAAGAGUUCUGGAAUUUCUGAAAAAGAACAUAUUCUCCCAUUUUGGAGUACCAAGAACAAUCAUAAGUGAUGGGGAAUCCCAUUUGUGCAAUAAAGUCUUCAGGGCUAUGCAGGCGAAGUACGGAGUAAAACAACACUGUGUAGCAACUCCUUAUCGCCCACAAACUAGUGGGCAAAUGGAGGUGUCAAAUCGCAAGAUCAAGGCCAUUCUCGCCAAAACGGACCAGAAGUGCCAUAAAGAGGAAAAUUGGGCGCAUUUGAGCUACUGGAAAGUUGCGACGAUACACUUAACGGACUGCCAAACUACUGAUGGACCACCACACUCAACCGUCAAAAAUAGGAAGGAAAAUGCAUUCACUGGAUAA